Molecule: messenger RNA, 4707 nt
Organism: Entrophospora candida
Lineage: Eukaryota; Fungi; Glomeromycota; Glomeromycetes; Entrophosporales; Entrophosporaceae
Source: the annotation of a GenBank genome assembly
AUGACAAACAUUUUAUGGGAAGACAGUAUUUUAGAUUGUUUAACAGCAGCAAAUGAACUAAUUCUUCCAAAAUUAGCAGAAUUUAUUGAAUCAUAUCUUGUUAAAAAACAUUCAUCAUGGAUAAAAGAACAUCCAAUUGAGACAUUAACCAUAGCAUUUCAAAAUGAUGAUUGGAAAAGCCUUCAAGAAUUUUGUAUUUUAGCAAUAUGUAAACAACCUUGGAUGUUAUUUGAAUCAACAAAAUUUUAUCAAUUAGAUGAAUCAAUCCUUUUACAAAUUAUUAAAAGAGACGAACUCCAAAUGAAAGAAUCAGAAAUUUGGCAUAAUAUUGUGAUAUGGGGAACAAUGCAAGAUUCUAACUUGCCUGAUGGAAUGGAAAAUUGGAAACAAAGAGAUUUUGAUAGUUUGGAAAGGAUUUUACAUAAUUUCAUACCUUUUAUUCGAUUCUUUCAUAUGACCACCAAGGAAUUUGAUAAUAAAGUGUCUCCUUACAGACCAAUAUUCCCAAAUGAAUUAUAUGAAGAUAUUUUAUGGCAUUUUAUUAAACCUGAUCGACCUAAAAAGAAUCCUAUUCCUCCUAAAAGACAUCAUCCUUAUUCCAGAGAUAUUGUUAAUACAACUAGAGAUACUAAUACAUCUCAUAUUUCUGUAAUCAAGUCUAUUGCUGACUUAUUUAAUUUUAAGUCAAGAACAAAUGUAAUAGUUAGAGAGGUUGAUCCAGAAUUAGUCGAAGCUGAAUAUGUUGAAUUCACUUUUCGAGAUCAAUAUAUAGGUAGAAGUGAUAUGUGGAGACUUAGACUUAGUUUAAACGACACUUGUGUUUAUGUCGGUAAAAGAAUUGAGUUUGCUGGGUGCAUACGUGCUCAAAUAAAAAGAAUUUUUGUUAAAGGUGAACAGGUUUCAUGUGGAUACGUAACAGAUAAUACUAAACCAAUUUUUAGAUCGGAAUCUGCAAAACUUUUUAUAUUUGUUCAAAUGUCAAGGGAAAUGUGGGAAUUUGAUGAUGAUGGUGAACUGUUUUUUGAGAAAGCUGUUGAUGGAUUUUUCACUGAAUUAUUUCAUAAUUGGAAACUGUUGGGUACAAAUCAUGUUAUUUCAAUUGUAUUGUUUUCCAGAAUUUUUUAUGAUAAUGAUGAUUUGGAAAAUGAUCCAAAUCUGAAAGAUGAUCCUUCGUUAAGAGAGGAUUAUGAGUCUAGGCAUUGUAAAGAUUUUUAUAAAGUUAUAGUGGAUUGGGAAACAAAAUCUGAUUGGUCAACUACAUUGGUUUCUUUAAAAGAAGAAUUGUUAAGUUAUCAACGGAAUAUUCUGUUAAGGGAAAAACAUUGUCCAGAUGGUGGAAAUUACCAAAUACUAUUAGGCAAGAAUUCUUAUGCGUUCGAAGGAAAUAUCUUGGAAGCUAUUAAUUUAGCAUUGAAUCCUUUUGAUAAACAUUAUGUCGACAGAGAUUUGCUUAGAACAGGUUUAUCAAUAGUAAUAGUUACACCAGGAUGCGGCAGAUUUGACGUAGAUAAAAAAUUAUUGAGAAUAACAACUGAAAGAAUGAUAGAUAACGGUAUUGGAAUGGAUUUAGUAUGCUUGUCAAAAAUACCUUUACACACUGUUCCAUUAUUUAAAUUCAAGUCAAAAGAACUAUUAAAAAUUCCAUCAUCUGAAUUGAAUGAUCAGAAAUCAAUAGGAAAUAUGAAUAAUGGACAUGGUGGAUAUGGUGGUAAUAAUUAUAAUUUAAAUUUAAAUCAUAAUAACAAUAAUUUAAAUUUCAACAAUAAUAAAUCAUUGCAACAAUCUAAAGACAUUAUUAAAUUAGAAUCAAGAGAUCCAUUAAAUUAUGAUGAUGAUAACGAUCCAAAUUAUGUUUAUCAAUCAUAUUAUAAAAAACCAAAUUGGAUUGAUUGUAGUUUCUAUCACAGGAAUCAGGAUAAACCCUUUAAACCUGAUAAGUUUGUUACGAGAUGUAGAAUGUAUGAAAUACAAAUGAUGGGAAUUAUGGAACAUGAAAUAUCAUCAAUCUUAAUUCCAUACUUGAUCGAAAAUAUUGACGCAAAAUUAACCUUAAAACCCAAGAAUAAACCAUUAAAAGAUAAUAUUGAAAAUGACAUGUAUUUAAAAGCAUCAUCUUCACUACACCCUAAUGAUUAUACAAGUCAUAUAAGUAAAUCGCCGGAUCUCUCACAUCCGCGAAAAUCCCAAAAUGAUUAUUUAAUAUCCACUCGAUCGUCAUCGUCAAGAGGUCAUAGUAAUGAACUAUCAAGGAGCUUACCAAAAACAUUAAGUUUUGAUCAUAUAAUGGCGCCUUUUACUCAUUUAGAAUUGAAUCGUCAAAUUCCACAGUUUUUCAAAUCAAAAUUAUCAGGCAUAUCUUUGAAACGAGAUAAAAUUAUAAGAUCCAAUUCGCAAACAUCACACGACGAUAUUAGAACAGAUGAUGACGAUGUUACAGUAAUCACUUCAAGUACAGUCAGGCCAAUUUCCAUAAAAUCACCAACAUCUUCAUCAAGAUAUUUACAAAGAGAUACCCAUCACCGAGAGCUUUCACCCUCACCAACCAGCAGUCAUCAUGAAUCAACUAAAAGUUCAUGUGUAAGUGAGAAGGGAAAAAAUUUUAUUAAACAAUCACCCAGUAAAACAUUACCAACGCGACAAAUUUAUAAACAUAACACCAUUAAUCCAAGUAAUCCGUCAAAAAAUCAAAAUAAACUAUCGAAUUUCAGCUCAUAUUUGAGAAGAUGGGAACAUGUGUUUCCAAAAACUUUGUCAAUCAAUAAAUUAAAAUGGCAAUCUAUUUGUACACCAGCCUGCCUACCCUUGAUGACUGAUUUUUUUCCACCAAUUAGCGAAAUAGAUGCCUACGAUGAAUUCACUUAUACAAUCUCAAUUGAUGAUCCUGAAAUCUUUACACAAGACCAGAAUAUUUCUGAAGAAGCCAGAACUAAAAUAUUAUUGAAAGAAAUGAUUUCACAACGAUUGUCUCAGGGGUAUCAAUUGAUUGUGUCCUCUUUUGCAAGUUUAUCAAACAACUCUAAUAAUAAUGUUAAUAGUGAUUUGACAUCAAAAAAUGUAAUCGAUGAGAUUGUCAGUAUUAAUAUAGAUAAUGUUACAAAAUCAUUGAAUUGGAAAAAUACAACAGUUGGAAAUCAAGUCGAGGAGAAUCAUUCACAAUUAAAACUGUCAAAUUCAUAUUAUCUUAGUAUGGGCAGACAAGUGCAUAAAUUGACAUAUGAUCCAACAGGCCCAUUCGUUGAGGUUAAAAGAUAUGUUAGGAAAAUACAUUACAAAGCCUGUCCAAUACCUUACUUGUGUGUUGUUUGGCCAAAAUGUCAAAAUUUCUAUGAGAAUCGAAAUGUAACGUUUGGGUAUCCUAAUAUAGAUUAUAAAUGGAAUUAUGUGGAUCAAUUGGUAUGUGGUUAUCAGUAUGAUUUGUUGGAGCCAUUGAAGUUUUGGAGGACAAGAUUUAUUCUAAUCCCUUUAGAAAACAAUCCAUCAAUUAAUUCAAAUGAUAAUCUUGAUGAAGAGGAAACAAGAGUCCAGGGAAUUUUUAAAUUUUUGGAAAUGUUUAAAAGAUCAACAUGGACAUCAUCAAUCAUGACACUGGAUCCAUCAGUGUAUAUUAAAUCAUUAGAUGACAUAACAUUUAGACGGCAGUCAGUCCAUCAGGUGGAGGAACACCUUAGUAAAGAUAGUAGCUUGACAUUGAUAGCACAAGCAAUGUUGGAUCCUGUUAACGGAAUCGUGAAGGAUAGACGAUGGCAUUUCAAAACAUAUCCGAAUGCCAUUGUUGGUAACGAGUUUGUUAAUUGGUUGAUUAAAAAUUUUCAUGAUAUUGAGACAAGAGAAAAUGCUGUAGCAUUUGGUAAUAUAUUGCAAGAGAAAGGAUUGUUUGAACAUUGUAAAAAACGGCAUAAAUUCCUUGACGGAUUUUAUUAUUAUCAAUUGAAAGAAGAAUAUACAAGUUUACCAACAGAUAAAGAUGCAAUAACAACACAUCCAUCAUCAUUAUUGGAUAAAGUCAAGCCAACUUUUGAAAUGUCAAGAUCAAUGCAAAUUGACAUUGAUCCAUAUAAAAAAAGCGAUAGAAGAGAGACGGCAAUAUUGCAUUAUGAUAUUUUGCAUAAUCCUGAUAAUGGAUAUCAUUUCCAAUUAAAUUGGUUGGGAUGUACAGCAAGAUUAAUAGAGGAAUUGCUCCAACAAUGGGGUAGGACUGCAGAUAAGUAUGGAUUGAAAUUGGUUGAAGCACCUGUUGAACAAGCAAUGAGUUUAACAGACAGCAAUCCAUUUCAGUCACCAACUCUGAUAAAAUUGUCAGUACAGCCACCAAAACUUGAAUCAAUUGGUAAACAACUACACCCAACCAUCAAUCCUUAUUUGUAUUUUGAAACAAAAUUAAUAAAACAUUUUAAAUUCAUAUUGGAUGUGGAGGCUGACUCGAGAUUUAGUGACGAGAUUGAGAUAAUUUAUUCGUAUCAUAAAACUCCUUAUGAAUACUCGCAGUUUAUUCAUAAAAGUGGAGUGGCAUUUAUACAAAUUUGUGACCCUGGUGAAGGAUAUCUAUGGGUAAAUAAUCGAUUAUUCACAACUCAUUCAACAACUGCCAUCAAUAAAAAUACGAAUUCGACAAAUAUUGCACCCAAUCCUGAUACUUUACUGAGAGAAUUCCAAAAUUUCUGUAAUGAUAAAGAGACAAAAAAGGUAAAUAACGUCGCACCGAUUUAA